This is a messenger RNA of Iphiclides podalirius (scarce swallowtail), 411 nucleotides long. Lineage: Eukaryota; Metazoa; Arthropoda; Insecta; Lepidoptera; Papilionidae. The record is from the annotation of a GenBank genome assembly.
AUGGCAUCGCAAUACGGUGUUGGCUACAGGGAAAUGGCUUUAGGUGAAUAUAGCAGCAAUGACAGUAAUAACCACUACGAGGAGCAUGAAUGGAACUUAGCUCUUGCAUUUUUUUACUCUUUGACCGUCUUAACUACCAUCGGUUACGGAAACAUUGCACCAAGGACUAUACUUGGAAAGAGCGUAACAAUUUUAUAUGCAAUAAUUGGAAUCCCGCUUACUCUUGUCUAUCUUUCAAGCGUUGGCUCACUUUUAUCGAAGAUGGCAAGAAUUGAUACAAAUUUGGAGUUUCCUCCUCCACCACCAGAAGAAGAAAUCGUAGCAAUAGUAACAAAGAAGGAGCCACAAGGAAGUUUCGGCAACAUGGUCGCAUACAAUGCAUUACCAGAAAUGCUUGACCAUGUAAAUAAC